GAAGUCUUCGAAACCAUGCCGUUCUUCACCCAAGAGCAAACGGCCGAAGAGCAAGGUGCCUUGGCCGCCAGUCUUGACAACGUCCGAAAUCUCUCCAAUAUCCUGAAAGCCAUUCAUUUUAAAGAUCAUGCCGCCUGUUUUGCAACUACAAACGGGCUCAAGGUGACCGUGGAAAAUUCAAAGUGUCUUCAGGCGAAUGCUUUUAUUCAGGCAGGAAUUUUCCAAGAAUUUGUGGUGCAGGAGGAAUCUGUGACAUUCGGAAUAAAUCUGUCUGUUCUUUUGGACUGCCUGACUAUUUUCGGCACAAGCUCCUUGCCAGGAACUCAAACGGCCCUUCGGAUGUGCUACCGGGGGUACGGUUAUCCCUUGACGCUCUUCCUGGAAGAAGGGGGUGUGGUAACAGUCUGUAAAAUCAACACUCAAGAGCCAGAAGAGAUACUCGAUUUUGAUUUCUGCAGCACCAACGUCGUGAACAAAAUCAUCCUGAAAUCGGAGGGGCUGCGGGAGGCAUUUUCUGAACUAGAUAUGACCAGCGAGGCACUACAAAUCACAAUGUCUCCAGACAAGCCUUAUUUCAGAUUGUCUACUUUUGGGAAUGCGGGAAGUGCUCAUCUUGACUACCCCAAAGACUCAGAUCUAAUUGAAGCUUUUAACUGCAACCAGACCCAGACAAACAGAUACAAGAUCUCCUUACUCAAGCCGUCUAUCAAAGCCCUCGCUCUGUCUUGCAAAGUCUCUAUUCGGACAGACAACAGAGGCUUCCUGUCGUUGCAGUACAUGAUCCGGAAUGAAGACGGGCAGAUUUGCUUCGUGGAGUAUUACUGUUGCCCAGAUGAGGACAUUACUGAGGCAGAGAUGUAG
This is a messenger RNA of Euleptes europaea (tarantolino), 861 nucleotides long. It is a transcript of the gene RAD1, whose product is annotated as RAD1 checkpoint DNA exonuclease. The transcript is spliced from 5 exons. Gene Ontology annotation, cellular component: nucleus; checkpoint clamp complex. The record is from RefSeq and is a predicted model, not a curated record. Gene Ontology annotation, molecular function: 3'-5' exonuclease activity. NCBI's taxonomy places the organism in Eukaryota, Metazoa, Chordata, Lepidosauria, Squamata, Sphaerodactylidae. Gene Ontology annotation, biological process: DNA repair; DNA damage checkpoint signaling. The coding region runs from base 16 to 861 and encodes 281 amino acids.